AUGGGCACUAGAAAUGCAAAAACAGGAGGUAAAGAAAAAGCAAAGAAGGGCCAUCCAAGGGCGAGGGAAAAUAUAAUGAUGUAUACCUCGAUGGCUGGUUUUCUUUCUUUUUUCUUCCCUUCCUCUUUUAUGGGUAUCCAGCAGCAAGUGUGUGGCAGGUAUUCCAGAUCGUGGGGAUACACACAUAAUGGAGAGUUAUUCCUUGCUUUUUCCUGCUUCUUCUUCUUCUUCGUCUACGUCUUCUUUCUUUUUUGCAAAUAUGAUGAUGGUUUGGCCGGGAUAUUUGCAAAGCGUUCUCCAGAUAUAAGUAAGACCCGGCCCACCAGCCCAGGGCCCAGCAGGCGUAAGGGUUGCGAUGUGGAUGUGCUGGAUGCCGCGAAGGUUCACCUCUGUCUGCUUGUCUGCUACCCUUCCGCUCCUCUGCUGUCCUCCCACCCCCCCUUCUCCCUCUGCCAGGGCCAAUCAAGGGCAUGGGAGACCCAGAAGCGAGCAACGACAAUGGGAAAAAGAAAGCAGGCCGAAAGAAGCGCAGUCGAAGCACUUGCUGGAGCAACAGUAACGAGUGUAUAA
Trichophyton benhamiae CBS 112371 is the source of this 570-nucleotide messenger RNA. RefSeq lists its product as uncharacterized. NCBI's taxonomy places the organism in Eukaryota, Fungi, Ascomycota, Eurotiomycetes, Onygenales, Arthrodermataceae. The coding region runs from base 1 to 570 and encodes 189 amino acids. The transcript is spliced from 2 exons. The record is from RefSeq and is a predicted model, not a curated record.